Molecule: messenger RNA, 816 nt
Organism: Perkinsus marinus ATCC 50983
Lineage: Eukaryota; Perkinsozoa; Perkinsida; Perkinsidae
Exons: 1
Coding region: 1-816 (271 amino acids)
Source: RefSeq, a predicted model, not a curated record
AUGCCUCGUAAGGUGGACCCCAAGAAGUUGAACCCUCUCCAAUACGUGAAAGAAACUGUCGUCGUCAUUGGUGAUGAAAGAGUGUCGAAGUGGUAUUGCCAGUUUGAUGAUGGUGAAUGCAAGUUCGGAGGAGAGUGGGCUCGCAAACGGCUCGACAAGUUCAGGGAUCACUUGACGAGUAAACAUAGUUUGAAGCAUCCCAACUGUGGCGAUUCUGAUGAUGAUACUCACGGAGCUCCUCGCAAAAGGGAGCGCAAGAGCCCUCACGAGAACCGAAGCAAGAGGAGCUGCUCAUCACCCAAGAGACGUCAGGCGAAACUGACUCGAUAUAUGGUGGCCUGUGCUCCGGAGGAGCGCGUGGAGGCCUUCCAUAAAGCUUUAGUGGUGGGCUUGGUGAGAUCUGGCGCGGUAUGUUUCCUAAGGAUGCUCGAUCUUCCGUUGGUAAAGGAAGCAAUCGACACUCUCAGCCCCGGCUAUAGUCAAGCAGAAGUCUCCUUCAGUGAUAGCGUCAAUAAAGUUGUUGACGAGUAUUGUGCCCGGGCUGUGCUAGAGCUUACAUCUUUGGCGAAGUCCAACAACAACGAGAUAUCGCUGACUCUAUACUCGUGGGGUUCGAAUGAGCGGUCUAUGGCCGGACUUUGUGGUGUGGUACUGGAUCGGAGCACGGGAAUCUUCCGUUCUAUACCGCUCAUCGUCCGUAAUAUCGAACUAAGACUCUCCCAAACCAUAACGCAUCAAGAUGUUGUGGUCGGAUUGGUGAAGGACGGCAUCGAUCUUCUACAUGCAAGUAAUAUUGAGCGUCGCAAUCGGAAUUAG